Messenger RNA from Tupaia belangeri chinensis (Chinese tree shrew), 1296 nucleotides. Its product is annotated as transmembrane protease serine 11C. The record is from RefSeq and is a predicted model, not a curated record. NCBI's taxonomy places the organism in Eukaryota, Metazoa, Chordata, Mammalia, Scandentia, Tupaiidae. Bases 1 to 1296 code for a protein of 431 amino acids. Gene Ontology annotation, biological process: proteolysis. The transcript has 10 exons. Gene Ontology annotation, molecular function: serine-type endopeptidase activity. Gene Ontology annotation, cellular component: plasma membrane; extracellular region.
AUGGCAAGGGGACAGCCUUCACGGAGAGAGGAGGCAUGGGCACCUCUACAGAACAGAAGAACAGAACCAAACACAAAAAUGAAACUCAUAAAGUAUGGAAAGAUUACCCUGGGUAUCUUAAUAAUGGUGAUUACUGCAGUAGUCAUUGGACUCAUUGCCUCUUUUGUUGCUUAUGGGAAAACACCUUUCUACUAUCACAUCAGCUUUAAAGUCAACAACAUUGACUAUAACAGCAAGUUUAAAAAACCAUAUUCACAAGAAUAUAUGGACCUAAAUAAUAAGAUAGUAUCUUUGAUAGAGGAAAUAUUCCAUGGCUCCAAACUGAGACGACAGUAUGUCAAAUCUCAUGUUGUGCAAGUAAACCAAGUCAAAGGGAAAUUGUUAAUACACACUGUGCUGAAGUUUAAAUCCUACUUAAAUGCAGCAAAAUUUCAGAAUAGGAUCGAAACCAUUUUACGCGAGAAGUUGAAAGAUGAAACUGGGCCUUUAUGUAUAGAUCCUUCCUCAUUUACAUUUUCAGACAUUAUAAUGCCAGAAGCAGAAAACCUUCUCAAUAUCUGUUGUGGACAACGUACAAUAACUCCCUCUGGCAACAAAAUAGCAGGGGGCCUGGAUGCUGAGGAAGGGGAAUGGCCCUGGCAAGCUAGCCUUCAAGAGAACAGUGUGCACCGAUGUGGAGCCACUCUGAUUAGUAACAGCUGGCUUGUCACUGCUGCUCACUGUUUCAUAAGGGUCAGUGAUCCCCAAGGAUGGAAUGUUAGUUUUGGGCUUCUUUUAAAUGAUCCACAAACACAGCGAAGUAUCAAGGACAUUAUAAUUCAUGAAAACUACCAUUACCCCGCACACGAUAAUGACAUUGCUGUUGUGCAUCUGUCUUCACCAGUAUUAUAUUCAAGCAACAUCCGAAGAGCAUGUCUUCCAGAAGCUACUUACACAUUCCCACCCAAUUCAGAUGUGGUAGUCACUGGAUGGGGAACAUUAAAGGCUGAUGGAACAAGUCCUAAUAUACUCCAAAAGGGAUUAAUGAAAAUUAUAGAUAAUAAGACUUGCAACAGUGGAAAGGUAUAUGGAGGAGUCAUCAAACCUGGAAUGCUGUGUGCUGGGUACCUGGAGGGACAUGUGGAUGCCUGCCAGGGUGAUUCUGGUGGACCAUUGGUUGGUAAAGAUUCUAAAGGCACCUGGUUCCUGGCUGGCAUUGUAAGCUGGGGAGAUGAAUGUGCUCUUCGAAACAAGCCUGGUGUCUAUACUCGAGUGACAUACUAUCGAGACUGGAUCAUGUCCAAAACUGGUCUCUAA